AUGCUCACUACCACGCGCGCCAGGCGGCAUAUCUUUUGUUCGAGAACUCCCCCAACUGAAAAUCAGAGUCCCUUUCGUCUUUUGGUGCAUAUCAUUUAUCAGUAUCUUGCAGAUCACAAUCUUUACUCUACUAUCGCUCGCUAUUCUUCACCUUCGUUCUCGACAGAAACACGCUUUGGACAGUCACUCGCUUUACCAAUCCCCCCGAGACCAUCAUCACACACCUUUCGUUUCACCCCAUUCCUAGAAGGCAUUUAUAUACAUCUCGACAAUUGGAAGAUAAAAUUUUGGUCAAGGAGUCGAUCGAAGAGGAAUACCCCGCCGCUCGACGGCAACACAGAGCAUUCCUGGGUACAGAAACAUACGGGCAAUCAUGUGGACUCCUUCAGUGGCAGUCUUUGCCUCUCUGGCUCUCCUUCCCUCCGUCCUUGCAACAGACAUCUUGAAAACCAGUGGUGUGUCGAAUUGCAACAAUGGGUCGUCUCAGAUCAAAGUCAACAAACUCGACAUUUCUUUCGAUCGUUCGACGAACAAUAUCAAUUUCGAUGCUUCAGGUACCAGUGAACAGAAACAAUAUGUGACGGCGCACCUGGUGGUCCAGGCAUAUGGUAUACAAGUAUACGAGAAAGAGUUCGACCCCUGUUCACCAGAUACGAGAGUCGAUCAACUCUGUCCCGUACCGGCAGGAACAUUUUCCGCCAAUGGAAGUCAAGAGAUCCCUUCUUCGUAUACCUCACUCAUUCCCUCGAUCGCAUACUCGCUACCUGAUCUUGACGGAGACGCUCAAUUGACCCUGAAGAAUAAAGGAGGACAACAAAUUGCGUGCGUACAAUCUGGUGUCACAAAUGGCAAGUCUGUAGAGGUGCCUGCCGUGUCAUAUGUUGCGGCAGCUGUUGCGGCGGCAGCCUUGGGUGUGUCACUUGUCGGUGCCGCUGCCGCGGGCGGUCAUCCUGGUGCUAGCUCCUCAAGCCCUGGAUUCUCAGAGGUUGUGUGGUGGUUCCAGGGACUGGCCAUGAACGGCAUGCAUUCAGUGCCAUAUCCUAGCAUCUAUCGGAGCUUCGCCAAAAAUUUCGCCUUCAGUACGGGUCUAGUCUCCUGGGGCGGCCUCCAAAGGUCGAUUGACAGUUUCCGAUCACAUACUGGAGGCAAUCUGACCAACGAGAAUUACAAUGACCUCAAAAAUACCACCCUGGUGUUUUCCGAUGGGUCUACGGCCCAGACUACUACUAACAUCGGCAAACGUGCUCUUUUGUUCCUGCGAGACGUCAGCACCAAGAUCAACGGCACCGAUGACUCUAGCUCUGGCUCAGACUCGGACUCGACAUCGCAUCUUGUCAAGGGCAUCCAAGGCUACGUCGAACAACUCACCAUUCCAGAAACCAACACCUUUAUGACCGUUCUUCUCAUAUUCGCUAUAGUGAUUGGCGCGAUUGUUGUUGGCAUUCUACUGUUCAAGGUCAUUCUCGAAGCCUGGGCACUCUUUGGCAAAUUCCCAAAGGCCCUCGCCACUUUCCGCAAGGAAUACUGGCGCGUCAUGGCUCAGACCAUCACUUCUCUCAUUCUUUUGCUGUAUGGUGUCUGGACACUGUACUGUAUUUUCCAAUUCACCCAUGGCGACUCGUGGGCUGCUAAGCUUCUGGCUGCUUUGACCUUGGCGUCGUUCACAUUGCUUCUCGCUUUCUACACUUGGAAGAUCUGGAGUGUUGUCCACAAGCUUAAGAAGCUGGAAGGCAACGCCGACGCUCUUUACGAAAACAAAGAAACCUGGAAGAAGUACAAGCUCUUUUACGAAAACUACAAGCGUGGCUACUGGUGGCUGUUCGUGCCGGCCAUUGUCUACAUGUUUGCCAAAGGGUGUGUCUUGGCUGCCGGCGAGGGCCACGGCAUGUUCCAAACCGUUGGUCAGCUGAUCAUCGAGUCGCUCAUGCUCAUUUUGCUGCUUUGGAGCCGACCCUACAACCGCAAGUCCGGCAACUGGAUCAACAUCAUCAUUCAGAUCGUCCGAGUCGCUUCGGUCAUCUGCAUCUUGGUGUUUGUGGAGGAGCUCGGAAUCGCCCAGACGACCAAGACAAUCACCGGUGUGGUGUUGAUCGCCGUCCAGUCCGGCUUGACGGCGAUCCUCGCCCUCUUGAUCUUCAUCAACAGCAUCAUCACCUGCUGCAAGGAGAACCCUCACCGUAAGCGACGCAAGGCCGCCGAGAAGCAAAUCCACGAGGACAUCGAAGGGGACGCGUUCCUCAUGGAGCCGAACCCUUAUACCUCGUCGCCGUCUCGGGGUACGGGCAAAGUCUCCGACCCGGCCCAAGGGUACGAACCGAUGCGUGCCAACGCGUACUCUCGAUUCGGUCCCAUUCGCGAUGACAGCCAAGAGACCCUCGUCAAGGGCGCGGCCGGCAUGGGAUACACGGGCUAUCGAAGUUUGAGCCACGGACAAGAUUCCAUCACCGAGGGCGGCAGUCCACCUCCUCCUUUCUCCCGGACCCCGAGAUUGCCAGAUCUCGCUUUUGAACAGUACAGACACAAAUAAAGGUUGGGCGAGGUUUCUUUUGUGAUUUUUGUUAUCCAGCAAGCGUUGUUGCGGCUCAUGCGAAAAUUGGUUCGGAUGUUUUUGAUAUAUAUAUGUAUAUAUCAUCGGGCAUCUCUCUUGAUACGCCGAAGAUUAUGACUUUUGAUUGGGAAGGGGCUCACUCUCCUUGAAACAAGCAUAGCGUGGGGCUUUUUCCUAAAGCCUGGGGGUUGGAUUGGUGACCUGAUAACACGAGAGGGACGGAUAUACUCGUCACGAUAUGGGGGAGAAACUGGUAGAUUUAUAGCUUAAUAUUAUCCUUGCACAUACC
Molecule: messenger RNA, 2837 nt
Organism: Exophiala oligosperma
Lineage: Eukaryota; Fungi; Ascomycota; Eurotiomycetes; Chaetothyriales; Herpotrichiellaceae
Exons: 2
Coding region: 374-2527 (717 amino acids)
Biological process (GO): fungal-type cell wall biogenesis; transmembrane transport
Source: RefSeq, a predicted model, not a curated record